GGUUAUUUCAAGAUGCUGUGUGCCUUUUAUUUGCUCUGAUAACUGCAGCUGCAAUUUGCUGCAGCUACGUAAGUGAGGGUUUUGAUAGUGAACUCUUGUCGGUGGUGGAUCGUGGAGCUCUUUUUUUUUUGUUGAACACCGUUGUAAUAAUUUCGUGGUCUGUAGACUUUCUUUUGAUUACUCGGUUGAAAUGCCUUUGGGUAUAAAACCGUGCUGUACCGUCUGUAAGACGAACUCUUCCUCGAUGUGGAAGAAGGGGAACCAGGGUGAAAUACUGUGCAACAACUGCACAGGGAAGAACACCAGCAGCAUCGGCGGCGGGGGAGCCUCUGGACCCGCCGUGUCCACCAGCACAAUACCCAGUAACGGCGGUGGAAAACAGUCUAAACAGGAGAUCCACAGGAGGUCUGCCCGACUAAGAAGUACCAAGUACAAAGCUCCUGCCUCUGAGAAAAAAGUCUCAACAAAAGGCAAAGGAAGAAGACACAUAUUCAAACUAAAAAAUCCGAUCAAAGCACCAGAAUCUGUGUCAACAAUCAUUACAUCAGAAUCUAUAUUUUACAAGGGUGUGUAUUACCAGAUAGGUGAUGUGAUCAGGGUAAUAGAUGAAGACGAUGGAAAGCCGUACUAUGCUCAGAUCCGAGGGUUUGUGCAGGACCAGUACUGUGAGAAGAGUGCGGCUCUGACGUGGCUCAUCCCCACUCAGGCCAGUCCAAGCGACCACUUUGAUCCAGGGACAUACAUCAUCGGCCCAGAGGAAGAUCUGCCCCGAAAAAUUGACUAUUUGGAGUUUGUGUGCCACGCGCCUUCUGAAUAUUUCAAGUCACGCAGCUCUCCGUUCCCCACCAUCCCGCUAUGUCCCGAAAAAGGCUUCAUCUGGACCCACAUAGGACCCACAUCAGUGCUGGCUGCCAACGAGUCUAUCAGCAGCUCCAGUUAAUAGGACUUUCAGACACAUGGACCUUUUCUGUUGCUUUGAAACAGAUGAAUGUAAAUAUGUGUAUGUAUAGAGAAAACAAACUUAUUCCAGUUAAAGGGAAGUUGCAAUCGGAUUCAGGACAAACCAUUUGUAAGUACAUUUAAAGUAACAGUUUAUGCAGCUUAAAAAUACUUUUGUAUUUGACAAUAAAAAAAAAAUCAACUUGUAGCAGUUGUGCUUUGAUCAGAUAAUAAUAGAUUUGUCACAAGUAGUAUUGAUAGUUUAUGUUCUACCUGUGGAGUCUGUGGGAACAUCCAGUUCUCUCAUAGCAAAAACAACACCAGAGGCUCCACUCUUGGCCCCCUGAUGGGUCCAUUUCCAGUGCUAAUUAAAUGCUCCAUUCACCACCUGA
Molecule: messenger RNA, 1331 nt
Organism: Cyprinodon tularosa
Lineage: Eukaryota; Metazoa; Chordata; Actinopteri; Cyprinodontiformes; Cyprinodontidae
Gene: gatad1
Product: GATA zinc finger domain containing 1
Exons: 5
Coding region: 191-940 (249 amino acids)
Biological process (GO): chromatin organization; regulation of DNA-templated transcription
Cellular component (GO): nucleus
Molecular function (GO): sequence-specific DNA binding
Source: RefSeq, a predicted model, not a curated record